Messenger RNA from Gossypium raimondii (Peruvian cotton), 2622 nucleotides. RefSeq names its product granule-bound starch synthase 2, chloroplastic/amyloplastic. Gene Ontology annotation, molecular function: alpha-1,4-glucan glucosyltransferase (UDP-glucose donor) activity. The transcript has 8 exons. Lineage: Eukaryota; Viridiplantae; Streptophyta; Magnoliopsida; Malvales; Malvaceae. The coding region runs from base 100 to 2370 and encodes 756 amino acids. The record is from RefSeq and is a predicted model, not a curated record.
AAAAAAAAAACCAUACCUUUCCACUAUAUAUAAUUUUCCCAUUCACCCAUUUUCUCCAAAAUUUUGUUGUAAUUGCUAAGGAUUCGUUAGUUUGAAAAAAUGGCUUCCAUUGGUAAUAGUUGUUCUUCACCAUUUAUAAUUGAAAGAAAUGGAGAAAGUAAAGCUUUUGUUUUUUCAACUUUUAGGUCAAGAAAGAUGAAGACUUUGGGUGUUGUGAAUGGUGGGGUUUCUUUGUUUUAUAACAAAGGGAAACAGCUUUCUAGAUUUAAGCCUUUGAGAGUAGCUAGUACUGGGGAUGCUGUUGGUCUUGGUGAUGGUGAUGACUCUGAAAAUUCACUUCAGGCUACCAUUGAAAAGAGCAAGAAAGUUCUUGCCAUGCAAAGAGACCUACUUCAACAGAUUGCUGAAAGAAGGAAACUGGUUUCGUCCAUAAAAGGUAGUGUUACCGACCAAGAUGAAGAUGAAGAUGAAGAUGAAGAUGAAGAUUUUAGUACAGGGGAUAGCUCUCUUCCCAAUCCAGAUCUUACUUCUAGAAGCUAUAACAGAGUGGAUGUAGUGAAUAAUGGUAGCAUUCCUUCAAGCAGUCAUGUUAAUUCAACUACGAAGAAUGAAUCAAAGAUUCUACCUUCAGUUGAAGUCCAAGAGAAACCGGAACUAUAUUUUGCUCCUGAAAAGGCUUCCUCUAAUAAUGGUUCUAUCAAACAAUCCAAAACCAUUGAUUCUAAAGCAUUUAAGUCUGAUGUGCUUCCUUCUUAUCUCUCGAGUUCCAAAGCCCAAGUUACAGACGAAGAGGAAGAAAGUUCAACUGAAGCAGACUCGAAAGAGGCUGCUGAGGUAGAUGAUGCUGCAGUUGAAGAUGAAAAACCCCCGCCGCUAGCUGGUGUAAAUGUCAUGAAUAUUAUAUUAGUAGCAGCAGAAUGUGCCCCAUGGUCUAAAACAGGUGGGCUAGGAGAUGUUGCUGGUUCUUUGCCAAAGGCUUUGGCUCGACGUGGACACAGGGUUAUGGUUGUGGCACCUCGAUAUGCUAAUUAUGCUGAUUCUCAAGAUACCGGAGUUCGAAAGAGGUACAAGGUAAAUGGUCAGGAGCUGGAAGUAUCCUAUUUCCAAGCCUAUGUAGAUGGUGUUGAUUUUGUUUUCAUGGAUAGUCCCAUGUUUCAGAGUAUGCAGAAUAACAUAUACGGAGGAAACCGACUGGAUAUUUUGAAGCGCAUGGUAUUGUUUUGCAAAGCAGCAGUUGAGGUUCCUUGGCAUGUUCCUUGUGGAGGUGUCUGUUAUGGAGAUGGUAAUCUGGUUUUCAUUGCUAAUGAUUGGCAUACAGCCUUGUUGCCAGUGUACUUGAAAGCAUAUUAUCGGGACAAUGGUUUGAUGUCCUUCACGAGAUCCGUUCUUGUUAUCCAUAAUAUUGCUCACCAGGGUCGGGGGCCUGUGGAGGAUUUCAGCUAUGUCGAUCUACCAGAACACUACAUGGACCUUUUCAAGUUAUAUGAUCCGAUUGGAGGUGAUCACUUCAAUAUCUUUGCGGCCGGACUAAAGACGGCUGACCGAGUAGUCACUGUUAGCCAUGGAUAUUCUUGGGAGCUUAAAACUGCAGAAGGUGGUUGGGGUUUGCACAGGAUCAUAAACGAAAAUGAUUGGAAGUUGAGGGGAAUAGUCAAUGGAAUCGAUACAAAGGAAUGGAAUCCACAAUACGAUAUUCACCUCAAAUCCGAUGGUUAUACUAACUACUCCUUGGAAACACUGCAAACCGGUAAACCUAAAUGCAAGGCCGCGCUACAAAAGGAGCUCGGGUUGCCAGUUCGCGAAGAUGUCCCACUGCUCGGCUUUAUCGGGAGACUAGAUCAACAAAAAGGUGUUGAUCUAAUUGCCGAGGCAAUUCCCUGGAUGAUAGGCCAAGAUGUGCAAUUAGUCAUGUUAGGCACCGGCAGACCUGACCUAGAACAGAUGCUUAGACAGUUUGAAAACGAACAUCGUGACAAAGUAAGAGGAUGGGUAGGGUUUUCCGUAAAGACAGCUCACCGUAUAACAGCCGGGGCUGAUAUUUUACUCAUGCCAUCAAGAUUUGAACCUUGUGGUCUAAACCAACUAUAUGCUAUGAACUAUGGAACAAUACCGGUUGUCCAUGCAGUCGGUGGACUGAGAGACACAGUGCAGCAGUUCAAUCCGUUUGAAGAGUCUGGGGUCGGGUGGACAUUCGACAGUGCGGAUGCAAGCAAGUUGAUACAUGCAUUAGGUAACUGUUUGUUGACAUAUCGGCAGUAUAAAACAAGUUGGGAAGGGUUGCAAAUACGGGGAAUGAAGCAAGAUUUGAGCUGGGACAAUGCAGCUGAGAAGUAUGAGGAAGUGCUUGUUGCAGCCAAAUAUCAGUGGUGAGAGCUCUGUUUGGUCUGAUUGAACCCUCUUAUCACCUUUUUACCACAAAAUUUUGGGUCUUGUUUUCAAAUGUUGUAUUAAUGUUGUAUUCCUAGUUAUUUGCUCUCUUUUUUGUUGUGCAUGUAUUGUAUCUAACAUUGCCAGGGUUCAUAGUUAGUCCAUAAUGCCAGGUUUACUGUCUUUAUUUUUUCAAAAUUUAUUAAAUAAUGUAUUUUUAUUUUAUAUAAUUAAUGUAAAAUAAUAUUAUGUGAA